AUGGCAGAGUUUCAUUGUCGAUAUGAAAGUCAUUUGGGUUAAGCUAUUUUAGGAUUUUGUGUUAAUAUUGAUUGCCAAUAACAUCCUCAAUUUUGUUUGAAAUGUCUAAAAGAUCAAUAAAAUAAUCAUAGUUCUUAAUGUCUUGGUUUUGAUAUGAUAACAGAAAAUCUCUCAAAGUAUAUUCAAUAAGAAAAAUUAUUUUAUGAAUAAUUACAAGAAAUUGAUAAAACCUUCCAAAUGUUGUUGAGUUAAUCACUAAAGAAAAUUUAGAAAAAUCUCAAAAAAUUGUAAAAUUUGAAUGAAACAUUAUAAAAAAGAGAGUAUCUAAAAUUUAAAACUGAAAUAAACUUCUUUAGAGGGUAUUAUUCUAAGGUCGAGGAGACUGAAAAAAGUGUUAUUAUAUAAUUAAUUUAGGUGAAUUCUUAACAUCAUUAAAUUCUAUUGUCUUAACUCUUAAAACCACUACAAAGGGAUAUGUUAAAAUAGAAGAUUAGCAAAUUGCUUAGACAGGAGAUAAUCAUUCAUAAUAUUUGAGUAGAGCAAAAGGUAGAUUUGAUUAAGGUAUUAAAUAUUCACUUAUUGUAUUUUUAGGAGAAAAAUUAUUUAGAGAAAGAAAAUAUCAAGAAGCCUUAACAGCCUUUAAUGAUUCAUUAUUGAUGGGUUAUAAUCAUGAUUUUGUCUAUAACUGGAAAGGUAAUUCACAUAAUUAUCAACUUCAAAGCAAUUACAUUAAAUCAUCUAAAUAAAUAUGAUGAGGCCAUAAAAUGUUUUGACUUAGCCUUAUAAAUAAAUUCAACUUAUGAGAGUGCUUACAAUAAUAAAGGUAGCUAAUAUUACUCAUAAUCAUUUUACAGGAGCUUUAUUAAAUAAUUUAGGCAAAUAUGAAGAAGCUCUUUUAUAUAUAUAAACAGCAAUAGAUUUAAAUCCAAUUAAUUAUUUAGCAUAUUCUAAUAAAGGUAUUUUUUUUUAUAAAAAAAGGUUUUGCACUAUGUAAUUUACAAAGAUUCUAGGAAGCCCUUAUUGCAUAUGAGAUGGCAAUAGAAUUCAACAAUCA
This is a messenger RNA of Paramecium primaurelia, 1054 nucleotides long. Lineage: Eukaryota; Ciliophora; Oligohymenophorea; Peniculida; Parameciidae. The record is from the annotation of a GenBank genome assembly.